AUGACAAAAGAUAUCAGGACGGGCGAUUUAGUGUUAUGCAAAGUUGGCUCGUUUCCACCUUGGCCGGCUGUAGUAUUUCCACAACGAUUGCUUCGAAACGAUGUAUAUAGGAAGAGAAAAUCCAAUUGUGUUGCAGUCUGUUUUUUCAACGAUCCAACUUAUUAUUGGGAACAGCCAAGCAGACUAAAAGAGCUGGACCAAGAUACCAUUCAUAAUUUUAUAUCAGAACAUGGUAAAAAUGCUAAUCAAAGGGAACUGGUUAAUGCCUAUAAGGAAGCGAAAAAUUUUGAUGAUUUUAACGUAUUUUUGCAAGAAAAAUUUGAGGAGGAAAACCGGUUAAAUGAUUUGAUGGCGUUUGAGAAGAGUGAAGGUUCUAAAAUUGUCUCCGGGGAAGAUCCCUUUAUAGGUCGGACAAAAGUAGUGAAUAAAAGAAAGAAGACUUCCAUAUCUCCCAGGGACGAUGCGGAAGAUAAGCAGCAAUCAAACGAAGAAGAAAGAAAACCGAAUAUCAAACCGGCCAAAAAAAAGAGACCGAUGGCCAAUCCGGAAGUUAAAUCAAAUACUAGUAAUAAAAAAAAAGUUAAAUUAGACUAUUCCAGGAGAGUAGAAAUUUCACAAUUGUUUCGCCGUAGGAUUCAAAGGAACUUAAUUCAGCGAGAAUCACCUCCGACUGAGCAUGACAUCAAGGAAACGCAUGAAUUAUUAAAUAGGAUAUAUGAGAAUUCAGACAAUAAGAAACCCUUUUUUGAUUUAAAAGCCCUGCGCGAAAGUAAAUUACACAAGCUACUGAAAGCGAUUGUUAAUGAUCCUGACUUAGGGGAAUUUCACCCGCUUUGUAAAGAAAUUUUGCUGUCCUGGGCAGACCUAAUCACGGAACUGAAGAAAGAAAAAUUACAGGCAUUACCUACGCCUUGA
This is a messenger RNA of Saccharomyces paradoxus, 915 nucleotides long. It is a transcript of the gene PDP3, whose product is annotated as Pdp3p. The transcript has a single exon. The record is from RefSeq and is a predicted model, not a curated record. NCBI's taxonomy places the organism in Eukaryota, Fungi, Ascomycota, Saccharomycetes, Saccharomycetales, Saccharomycetaceae. The coding region runs from base 1 to 915 and encodes 304 amino acids.